Messenger RNA from Suillus paluster, 2292 nucleotides. Its product is annotated as kinase-like domain-containing protein. The record is from RefSeq and is a predicted model, not a curated record. The transcript has 11 exons. Gene Ontology annotation, molecular function: ATP binding; protein kinase activity. NCBI's taxonomy places the organism in Eukaryota, Fungi, Basidiomycota, Agaricomycetes, Boletales, Suillaceae. Gene Ontology annotation, biological process: protein phosphorylation. The coding region runs from base 344 to 2215 and encodes 623 amino acids.
GUUUAUCCCGAACCGUAUUGCGUUGCAAUUACUUGUUCAACAAGCCUGCGGCAUGGGCAUGAUAUUUUAUCUCAUCAGGGUUCCUUCUGUUCCUAAGUUAUUGUCUCGCUGGUAGCAGUACAGCUUAGCAUUAAUGCUACUCCGAUUUGGAUGUAGCUGUGACACGUGUCCAUCCCAAUUUCCUGUGUGAUCUGUGUUCAUUCCUGUUGUAAUAUUGACGCCCAGCAGCCUUAGCUUGCCUUCGCGACCACCUGUUAUCCAUAAAGCACCUCAACUGGUGUCUGACUCAACUGGACUCGAUCAACUUCUCCUACGUCUUCCUUCCGAGUCAGUGACACGGAUCAUGUUUUCGAUAACAUGCAUUCACUGCGAAAAAGUUGUGAAGAGGUCGGAUCUUGGUCACCAUGUUCGAGAGCAGCACAUUGAGCCGAACUUCGCGCGAGAGAUCCAGGCCUUGUAUGCCAGGAACCCCGGUCAUGGCCUGCACCAACCAGAAGCUUCUCCUCGAUCGUCCACAGCCAACUUGACCGGCACUAGAUCUUCUGAAUCAAGCAAUACAUUGAGCACAGAAUCAGAUCUUACGCCGAGUACAGAGUCAGAUCUUACGCCGAGCACAGUUUCAAGCAUGCGGUUUUCUGUUUGGCAGCAGAUUAAUCCCGUUCAACCUCCCGCACCCACGACCAUUGAAGACAUCGCACUAUCCCGUAACCGCCGAACGGACUCACCUCAGACCUCUACACAGCAUCUUCGGAACUCAGUGAGGUUUCAGAUCCAGGAUUUGGUGGAUCAAUUUGAGGGCCUGGAUGCAGCAACGAGACAUGCAUGUAUCAAAGGCGUGCGGCACAUGCCCAUUUUCCCGACGUUAUAUGCGCAUGUAUUCACGCACCUUAACCUUUGUGCCCCCGACAAGCCGAACCUGCUGGUUGACCUAGAGAAUAUGAGAAGCAACUGGGCAUCACGGGACAGCAUAUGGUGUCUGAUACAUUUCAAGACUAUCAAAGACGACCUGUCUGGACUAAUGAAGCAGGCUCAAGUGAAUUCAGGACUACACGCGCUGGACAUUCAAGAUAUCGGGGCAUUGAUUGCCAGUUGUUCAACCAACUCACAUGGUACUUCUGAGCUAUUCACGCUCAAAGACGACAAGGCCCAGUCCAUGCUAGACUUACUGCAGACGUUACUCGUAAUGAAAUCGGACCAAUUAGAAGAAUGGUACAAACGUCGGUUCUUGGAUGCUAUCAUCCGACUCUCGAGGCAAUCGGGCCGAUUCCCUCGGAGCCUGCAGCUUCGUGAAAUCGACAACCUGGAGCCAACCGACCUGCGUGGUGGUUGUGGAGUAAUUUUCAAAGGCGAACUCCUUGGUCGCUUUGUAGCAGUCAAAGAGAUUCAAGCCGUUGGUCGCACCGUCAAAGCAGAUUUCUCGAACGAGGCAGUCGUCUGGUGUCACAUCCAGCAUGCUAGCUGCCUGCCCUUCUAUGGCGUAUUCCAUUUUAAUGAUGGUGUACCGAGGACAUGUCUGGUGUCUCCUUGGAUGGAGAACGGACACUUGAAUGCGUAUCUACAGCGAACCGAUGUUGAUCGUGCUCCUCUGGUAUUGGAUAUUGCGCAAGGUCUAGAAUAUCUGCAUGGAAUGCAACCUACGAUUGUGCAUGGUGACUUGAAGGGGGCCAACAUUUUGAUUACCUCCUCCGGACGUGCGUGUCUGGCGGACUUCGGGCUUGCAACUACGCAAGACUCUCAAAUCCAGCAGACCACUGUGGUCUCUGUUGCGGGAACAUCUUCUUUCAUGGCACCUGAACUUCUGGAGGCAUGUAUAAAUCCCAGUCUGUUGUCAACCCUGGAUAGACGCCCGUGUGAUAUUUUCGCAUUUGGUUGCAUAUGUUAUGAGAUGUAUAAUGGGACACGUCCGUUCUGGGACUCAUACCCACCUACCGUGGAUUCCAAAUUUAUGGUGGGAAGCCGUCCCUCACGUCCUACAGAUAAGACGUGCCUUCAACGAGGAUUGGAUGACGACAUGUGGGAUUUCAUCCAGAAUCUAUGGCACCAGAAUCCAAAAGUUCGAGCCACUGCUAGCCAAGCCUCUUUGUGGAUGUCGCACAAGAUGCACAUGGCGGGCAAAAGCACAGACAGACCACCUGCAGAAAUGCAGUGGGACCUCGACUUUUUGACCGACUGUACCGCAGAGCUGUCUGAUUUCGACCCUCUUUCUCUUGCAUAAAUGAUAUCAGUGUUCGUAGCGAUGAGAUUGUGUAUCUAGCAUUGUAACAAUCAAGCAUACGAAAACCUUUCUGUCCC